UAGGCACUCUGGAGUCUGUUUCCUGGGACUAGAACCAGUACUUGGUGUUUAUGGGGAAGAUAUGAACAGAAGAACGCUCCAUCAGUGAUCUAACCAGUGACCUUCUGGUCGCUAAGCGGACACCAUAUCCAAGCCACAGUGACACUAUAUAGAUCUGUUUACACCAUUUUGACCUUUUUAGUAUUUGUAAAGCCAUUUAAUAAAGACUUUAAAUCAAAUUAAAAUCUGUGUCCUUUAUAUGCCUUUAAUCCCUAAUGCUUAUUCUGGGUUGUUUUUGUUGGUGUUUUUUUACUUGGCUGAAGUAAAUUUUUAAAUUUUCUGUGUUAAAUACUGUUUACACUAAAGAAACAAACCUUGGUUUUUGUAGAAGGAGCGUUUUACAGAUGUGGCAAAGGUGCGGUGUAGUGGGAGGUAAGGGGGGUGAAGCUUUUUGUCGUUCCUCCUCUUACGGGGCAACGAAUUCGCGGACCAGAUGGGGGCGAUGGCGGGAAUGGAGGUCAUGUGAUAUUUACAUGUACUUCACAGAAAAACUCCCUUAGCCAUCUUACCCCAGUGAUAAAAAGCUGUGGACGGAGAAAAUGGCAGAGGCAAUAAAAUGCAGGGGAAGAAUAGUGACCCACCUUUAUAUUGAUGUCCCACGGGGUACAAUCGUAAGGACUGAAGAUGGGGCUGAACUGUCCACUCUGGAAGAAGAGAGGGACUACUACAUUGCUGCGAGGGGUGGGGCAGGAGGCAAGGGCAACGCCCACUUUGUAUCCAGUGCUGACACCACUCCACGGUUUGCGCAGGAAGGGGCCCUCGGAGAAGACAGAAUGCUGUAUGUGGAACUGAAAAUACUGGCACACGUUGGUUUGAUAGGAUUUCCGAAUGCAGGUAAAUCCACCUUGCUGAGAGCAAUUUCAAGAGCGCGACCAAAAGUGAGCCCAUACCCGUUUACAACGUUGCAUCCACACAUCGGCAUGGUGGUGCAAUACGAGGACCUUGAGCAGGUGGCAGUGGCUGAUAUCCCAGGACUCAUAGAAGGUGCCCACAAGAACAAGGGGUUAGGGUUCGCAUUCCUGCGUCACAUUGAACGAUGUCUGUGCCUUCUGUAUGUGAUAGAUCUCUCAUUGGACGAGCCAUGGGCACAGCUGGAUUGUUUGAAAUACGAAUUAGAGCAGUAUCAGGAUGGCUUGUCAGAAAGGCCUAAUGCUGUCAUUGGAAACAAAAUGGACUUACCAGAAGCGGCGGCAAAUUUUAAAGAACUUCAGAAGCGUGUGAACAUUCCAGUGAUACCGAUUUCAGCAGAAAAGAAGUUAAUAUUGAAGAACUUCUUGUGCAUUUGAGAAGUCUCUAUGAUUUACAUAAGAGUGAUAUAUUAUGAUGAUAUCAUUUAUGAGAUGCACUAAUUAAUAACAGGAGAUUUAUUAUAAUUUACUUAUGAUGUAAAUGUUUAGAUAUUGCUCAUUGUCUGUCAGUCAGCAAUUCAUGUCACUCGGGUUCCAGUUAUCAGUGUACACGUCUAUGGAUUGCAACGUGAAAUCGUGCAUGUAAUAUUUCGCUGUAAGUCAGUGAAUCUGAUCAAAAUAUUUAUUGGGAUAAAUCAAUUUAUUAAAACCAUUUUUAAUAUUGAUAACUUUCAUGUUGAUGAUGUGUGGAAAGAUGUAGGAUCUUGAGGUUACAGCAACUCAACUCAUGGCACGUUUAUUCACCAGUUAAUAAAUAGUUGCAAAUUUACUGAAUUUCAAACUUCAUUUUUAUACAUGUAAAGAAGAAAACAGGGCAAGAAUAUGUCUAGCAAAACAAUUAUAUGUGGAAAUCAUUGAACAAUCAUGUAUCUCCUUCCCUAUUGAUGCUUCCUUUAGGAGAGCAGCAGGUUACUCAGAUUACCAAUUCAUGUCAUUGGUGUUUCUGUUGAGUUCUGAUUAACUUCUCUCUUUAACCCUUUACCACUAUGAUACAUAUUUUGAGGCAUUUGUUGUCCCUCAGAAAGUUACAUUUAAUUAAAUACCUUUCUUACUAGAUUCAAGUGUAAAGGCUUCAUUGCAAACCUUAGUCACUGAUAAGCAGCAAACAGAAUAAAACCUGAACAGACUGCGAGUUACUCACAGCUUUUCUGGUUUUAUGCUGGUUGCAAAGCCAUUUUCACUGUGCUUCUUAUGAGGGAAAGAGUAAACUCGACUUUAUACAUCUUACAUCACUAGUUGACCUUGACUAACAUGAUUAUCAACUUAACAAUGCGAUUAUUUGGCAGUUAACUCGCUUAUAUUUUCUAUUUUAACUGUCCAUCCAAUGAUGUUUUAUAAUUUGCAUAUUGUAUUGUAGUAAAGUAGUAAGUUAUGUGUAACAGAUACUUUAGAACCUUCAUAAAUAUUAUCUAAAACUCA
Molecule: messenger RNA, 2366 nt
Organism: Dreissena polymorpha
Lineage: Eukaryota; Metazoa; Mollusca; Bivalvia; Myida; Dreissenidae
Product: mitochondrial ribosome-associated GTPase 2-like
Exons: 5
Coding region: 579-1325 (248 amino acids)
Cellular component (GO): mitochondrion
Molecular function (GO): magnesium ion binding; GTP binding; GTPase activity
Source: RefSeq, a predicted model, not a curated record